Molecule: messenger RNA, 2066 nt
Organism: Pectinophora gossypiella (pink bollworm)
Lineage: Eukaryota; Metazoa; Arthropoda; Insecta; Lepidoptera; Gelechiidae
Exons: 4
Coding region: 1002-2051 (349 amino acids)
Source: RefSeq, a predicted model, not a curated record
UAAGGUGGUUCGAUUUCCAUACUAGUUUAUUUAUUCAAAUAUGGGCACACGCCACUUAAUUUUACAUUGAAACUUAUUUCGUUUGCAUUUAUUUUUGUAUAUAUUUGCGUGAAAUUGCUUUUCAACAGAAAAUACUGUUAAAUCAUCGUAAAAACGAGAUCAAUAUUUGUUUAAAAUUUGUUAAUGUAUUAGUGAACGGUUACAGUGUCAUACGCUUCGGAAUAUCCAUUAGUGUGCGUAGCUACGUUGUCAGUUCGCUGAAAAUGCGACGUUGCCGCUCUUGCUCGUGUGUGAAACGGUGUGUCACUUGCCCUCUCCCUUCGUUAAAGAAGCGUUCAUAAAUUACGUUCACCCGAACGUUUUAUAAUAACAGUAUUUCUGCUGCCAGAUGAUCGAACAACCCGCUCAUUAUGAAUCGGUAAGGUUAUACGUCGAAAUGAAUCUUUUUCGAUUCUGAAUGCGACCAUAACCUAACCUGUUCCGGCUUUUCGGCGGGAAACGGGAACGGGACAGUUGCUUUCUUCAUUGAGUAAUCUAAAUAAUUAAUACGAAGUGGUGUUUUGUGGUUAGUUGGAAGACAUUCGCGAGUGUUAUUAUAUUGGAGUAUUCAAUAAACAAAGUGUAUCUGCCUAUUUUCGCUUCGUGCCGGGAAGCCGCUUCAUAACUCAAAAGUUUAUGCGGACUUUUGAGUUAAUUCGUUUGGGGUUCGGAGUAGGAGUCUACUCCGAGGGUGGGGGCUUAGGUUUCAUCAUCAUCACCUUUCAUCAUUUCAUUAAUCAUCAAGAAAAAAAUACGUCAGACAUGGCUGUAUGGGCAUAGUUCCCUUUGCCUUACCCUUCGGGGAAAACCAAAACAAAAAAAAAACUAACCUGUUCCUGUCAUGUCAUGUCAUUCGUUUCUUUUCCACUUCCAAUUUAUAUUGUAAUAGUUUGGUUAUUUGUUUUAUUAAAUAAUUUAUUCAUCGAGUUUUGUGAAACUUGUGGGGCCGGGCGGAUUAAAAUAUGGAACCUCAAACUAGUCGCAAAGACUACUUAAACCACCAGUAUUCUGGCCCCCGGAAAAAUCGAAAACGAAGCCAAGCACAAAUGAAACGUUAUCAUGGAGAAAUAAAAAGCCGUAGCGACGUAUGGUGCAAGAAAAAAAAACUAAAUGACGAAAACGACGUGCCUUCAAACAAAUCUGUAGCAAAUAAUACUCUCAAAACCUACAGUGGAAGUAAAAAAAAAAAUCUUGUGGAAGCAAAUUUUACUGACACUCAGCAAAGAACUGAGAAAGAGCCCCCCCGAUCAAAACCUUUGGAGGUAAAUUGGCCACUGAUUGAUCCCACUGUUAAAAGCCACGAGUUAACUGUGGAAUAUGCACCAGAUAGUUUGGGUAGUCUGUCUGGUAACAGGUUUGUUGAUCUACCACAUGUCCUUAUGUGGGCUUUCAAACUUGAGAGACACCGUUCGCAAUGUGGUGGUAGCAGCAUAGUCUUUGUUGAGGAGUUUAGAAAUGGUUUCAACAGUAUGUUUACUUUCCAAUGCAGUAUGUGUGAGAAACAAUUUAGAUACUGCAAUGAAAAAGAUGAAAAUCUUAACAAAGCGUUUGUUUGGGGGACAUUAACAGCUGGAAGCUAUUAUGCACAGGCUGCACACAUCACCAACUUGAUGGAUAUACCUACAAUAUCAGCUUCCAAAUUCCGAGAGACAGAAAAAUUAUUAGGUGAAGUUUGGAAAGAUGAACUAACUGAGGAGAUCCAAAAAAAUGGAGAAAGAGAAAAGGCUAUUGCUAUGCAAAAAAAUAAUGUAGAUGCAAAUGGUAUUCCAUACAUAACAGUGUAUGUGGAUGGAGGCUGGCCUAAACGAUCAUAUGGCCAUGAUUAUAGCUCUCCAUCAGGCAUGGCCUGCAUUAUUGGAAAAGAGACCAAGAAAUGCUUAUUCUUAGGCAUAAAAAACAAAUAUUGUUACCACUGUCACAUUUAUGAAAAAAAAAAGAACAAGUUUCGGAGCAUAUGUGUUUCAAGAACUACGAAGGACCACACACACACAUACACAUACAAGCAUUUAUAAAUUUGAUAUUUUCUU